AUGAAGGGCCUUUUUGCUUUGUUCUUAGCGGCGCAGGCCGUAGCCAAACCUCUUGGGCCGACUGGAGCCUCGGAUACUCCUGAUCCCAAGGAGAUCCAGAUCGUCAGCGCAAGUUUCUCGGGAAACCGUACGGUCAUCACCUUUGGCUUCGACAAGUUUCAAACCUACAUUGGACCGGGGCUCUCGGUUGCCGAACGCUCUAAGAACUGUGCUCUUCACCUUAGCCUCAAGUAUCCAGGUGGUUUCCAGUUCGCUCUUGUGGAUAGCACAUACCAUGGAUAUGCUCAACUUGAGGAAGGGGUCACUGGGACAUUCUACUCGACAUACUUCUUUUCCCAAGACGCUGCAGCCACUACGACAACGCAGACUUCCAUCACCGGAGGUGGCAUUUGGCUGGAUGGUCAGGUAUAUACCAAGCAGGAUACCAUCCCGACUGCGGCUCUCAUUUAUUCGCCCUGCGGUGCAACGGGCAUUCUAAACGUUAACAAUCGAAUUGCCCUUACGUCCAAGAACUCUCAGGCCUACGGCUCGAUCACCGAUGAUGAUGCCACAGUAGCGUUUACCCAACAGAUCAACAUUAAGUGGUUACCUUGCAAGAAGUAG
This is a messenger RNA of Colletotrichum fioriniae, 603 nucleotides long. NCBI's taxonomy places the organism in Eukaryota, Fungi, Ascomycota, Sordariomycetes, Glomerellales, Glomerellaceae. The record is from RefSeq and is a predicted model, not a curated record.